Molecule: messenger RNA, 1766 nt
Organism: Gavia stellata (red-throated loon)
Lineage: Eukaryota; Metazoa; Chordata; Aves; Gaviiformes; Gaviidae
Gene: TRAPPC2
Product: trafficking protein particle complex subunit 2
Exons: 5
Coding region: 54-476 (140 amino acids)
Biological process (GO): endoplasmic reticulum to Golgi vesicle-mediated transport
Cellular component (GO): TRAPP complex; cytoplasm; nucleus
Source: RefSeq, a predicted model, not a curated record
AGCCGUUGGAAGCCGUUGGAGAGCUCGCGUCGCAGGGAACACUAUAUUGAAGAAUGUCUGGAAGUUUCUACUUUGUGAUAGUGGGUCAUCAUGAUAAUCCCAUAUUUGAAAUGGAAUUUCUGCCUCCUGGAAAAGUAGAGUCCAAGGAUGAUCAUCGCCAUCUCAACCAGUUCAUUGCCCAUGCUGCUCUUGACCUAGUAGAUGAGAACAUGUGGCUUUCUAACAACAUGUAUCUGAAGACUGUGGACAAGUUUAACGAAUGGUUUGUUUCUGCCUUUGUUACAGCUGGACAUAUGAGAUUUAUAAUGCUUCAUGAUGUAAGGCAAGAAGACGGAAUUAAGAACUUCUUUAAUGAUGUAUAUGACUUGUAUAUAAAGUUUGCAAUGAAUCCAUUUUAUGAACUCAAUUCUCCUAUUCGAUCCAGUGCCUUUGAAAGGAAAGUACAGUUCCUUGGGAAGAAACACCUUUUAAGCUGAAUAAAUAACGUUCCUGAGUGAGUGCUUUUUCCAUACUUUCCUGAUUAUUUGAACUGUAGUUCUGGUUAGUUCUCAGCAUGUUGGAUAUUCAUCUUCCUGAAGAUUGACAAAUUGGAUGCAGAAAGAGGCUGGGAUUUUUUUGCCGAUACAAAUAAGAACAGCCAAGCUUCUCUGAUUAAAAUGUGUAUCUUAAGAAGUUUCCUUUAUGUAUUAUGAAAAUUAAGUUUAAAAAUGUCAGGGGCUGAAUAGGUACAAACUGAGACAUGUGGGGUGGGUGUCAAUGCAUAUGCAAAAUGUAAGAAGCCUCUUAUACAGGGUGGGAGGAAAUUAGAUCUAAACACGAAAGACAUCUCCAGUCAUGUGAUUUAGUAUGAGCAAAAGGGGUUUGGCCUAAGUGGUUAAUUUUAUUAUAAACCUUUCUACUUACAGUCCUUCGCUAGAGAACUUACUCUGCAGACUAACCAGACUAAUUUACUCGUUGUGCUAUUAGAUCAGGUCUAUAUUAAUAUUGUAAUGUGUAAUGUAUGUAUUAUAAAGUGCUAAAUAAAAAGAAAAGAUGAUAUAUCAGCAAAGCUUCAUCUUCACUAUUUCAGGAAGUUUUGAGAGGUUUUAAAGGUUAAAAUUGCAAAUUUACCAGAUGUUUAGUGCAAUACACAUUUAGCUGCAGUGUUGCAUCAAUGAAAUUAAUUAAUAAUGCAGACCAGAACAACUAUGUCUGCCCUGACUUUAAUUCUAAUUAACACAUGGAAAAAACUAAACUAAAUUUACAUGUUUAAUCCCACUUCUUUCCAUUAUCUCUGCAAGUGCUGAAAUUUUCUUUUUGAAAAUAUAUUUAGGCUAAGAUCUUUGAACCAUGAAACUCUAUUUGUUGAGGCUUCAGAAAGGCAUUAUUUGGCUUGUCUGCCUGCUAUUCCGUUGCAAAAUGUAGUUAGGGACCCUUUUGCAAAACUUACCAUCAUUCCAAAAUAGUAAUUUUUAAAUGGGUCAUUUGGCAUAUAUAUACCUAAUAUUUUGGUUGGUUUCACAGUCUUUUAAGUAAGUAGUCCGUUUCCUUUUGCAGCAAAUCUGUAUAAACCAUUUUCUUGGACAGCAGUUCUAGGAGAUACUUUUUGCAUAGUCUGUGUAAUUAAAGGGACCACAUGUAUUUGUGCUUUAAAUGUAGAGUUAGUCAUUAUUUCUUUGUAAUUUAUGCUUGCUGCUAAAUUGUCACUGUAAAAUAUUCCACGAAAAAAAGAACACGAUAGAAAGGUUGCAAUAUUUACCUUAAAUAAAAGAUGGAAUGAUGCAGUA